AGGACGAGGAGGGUCAAAUUUCCAUCGCCGUGCGCUACGGGACGCCCCCCGCGGCCGCCGAUGGCGGCGUGGCCCGGCGGCCCCGCGCGCCUGCGGCCUGCGCGGUGCCUCCUGCUGCUGGCCGCGUGCUGUGGGGCGUUCGCGCUUCUGGCGCGCUGGGUAGCGCUGCCGCUGCUCUUCUGGCGCCUGGCCGAGCGCUGCGAGCGGCCGGCGCACGAGGCCGUCGGCAGCAUACAGGCCGAGGGACCGGGCGGGCCGCUCACUGUGGAGCUGCGGCGCUACGCGCCGUUGCUGGUGGCCGAGGUGCUGUUGCCCCGCUCGUUGUCGGCGGAGCAGCGCCAGGUCCUCGGCUUCCGGCAAGUGGCGGGUUACAUCUUCGGGGGCAACCGCCAGCGCCGGCGGCUGGGGGAGCUCGGGCGCUGGGUGCCCCGCUGGAUGGCGGCGGGCCCGGAGGGGCCCGAGAAGAUCGCGAUGACGGCGCCUGUGGUGCAGCAGACGGACAGCGCGGCAGGGCGCGGCGGCGGCGAGGAGGAGGCCGCCGGCCGCAUCGUGAAGGUGUCCUUCACAAUGCCAUCGAAGUAUUCCCGGCUGUCGGAGCUGCCCGUGCCCACGAACCGCAACGUGACUUUGCGCGCGGUGCCCGCCCACUACGCGGCGGUGGUCGGGUUCCGCGGCCGGCCGCCAUCGGCGGCGAAGGUGGCGAGCGUCCAGAGCGCAAUGGAGGUGGCGCUGGCCGCCGCUGGGCUCCGGCCCGAGGCUGGGCGGGGGGCGCUAGUGCACCAGUACCACGACCCCUUCGCGACGCCGCGGGUGCUACGCUGGAACGAGGUGGUGCUGCUGCUCGAGCCCGAGGGCGUGGAGGCGCGGCGGUGAGCGGCGGUCGCCGCACCCGCGGAUGGGCUGGGUCGGGAGCGCGGAAGUGGCGCCGCCCGCCGCCUUUGCGAGCGACCUCUGCUGCCGGCCCUCUCGCGCGCCCUGCUAUAGGGAGCGGCAGCCGUGCACGUGCAGCUGGCAAGAGGGCCGAGAGCAAAGCCAGCUUUGGACAGGUGCCCUUGCGUUGGGACGAUGGAGAUGUUUAACCCCGUGCCCCAGAUAAUAAAGCAUUCACCCCUUCCCACCUG
Messenger RNA from Prorocentrum cordatum, 1121 nucleotides. NCBI's taxonomy places the organism in Eukaryota, Dinophyceae, Prorocentrales, Prorocentraceae. The record is from the annotation of a GenBank genome assembly.